AUGGCUUGUUCCAUCUCUUUGUCUAAAAUCAUCCUUUCCGCCAUUGUUAUGCUCAUCAUCUCUGAAAAAAUUACACCCCAGGAAACCACAUAUCGAUACCACAAAUGCACAGGAAAGUCAUCAAUUUGCGGUUGCACUUCCAAUAUUGCCUUCUCAACAAACCUCAAUCAAACUCUCUCUUCACUAAUCUCAAACGCCACCCUCAGCAAUGGAUUUUACAACACCAGCACCGGCGGCCUGCUGGACGGCUCCGAUAAAGCCUAUGGCCUGUUUCUUUGCAGAGGAGACAUCGCUCCUGAUUUAUGCCAAAGUUGUGUCAAGGCCGCUAGUGAAAAUAUCAUAACCCUUUGUCCAGAAGAGAAGGAAGCAAUUAUAUGGUAUGAUGAGUGCAUGUUAAGGUACUCAAACAGGACGAUUUUCGCCGACAUUGAAGAGGAUCCUGGUUAUUGUAUGGCGAACAUGAACAAUGUUUCGAAUGUGAAUCAGUUUAAGGAGAGUUUGGAUGGGUUGAUGAAUAGUUUGAUCAAAGAGGCUGUGGGUUCUAGCAAAUUUUUUGCCACAGAAGAUGUGAAUUUCACAACUUUUACUAGGCUAUAUGGUCUGGCGCAAUGCACUCCUGACAUUUUUUCAUCUGAAUGCAACAUUUGCUUGGAUGCCUGCGUUGGUGAGAUUUCUGAUUGCUGUUAUGGGAAGGAAGGAGGUAGAGUAUACAGGCCUGGUUGCAAUAUCAGGUUUGAAAUUUAUCCUUUCUACUCUCAACCACCUCCACCUCCGCCUCCACCUCCACCUUCAACUCUACCACCAGUACCACCACCUACCCCACCAGUACCCUCAACAAGUACAAGUGGUAAGCAUUUGAUUUUGCAAUUUUUUUUUUUGGAUUAUCAGAUUCAUGUACAUCAAACUAAUGAGCAAGUUUCUGCAUGUAAUGUCCUGUAUACCCACUUCCUCGUAUGGGGCUUCGAGAGUUACGUUGUUCUUCACGUAUUGUCUUGGGUUCGAAUCAAGAGAGACGCGCUUUAA
Messenger RNA from Pistacia vera, 1023 nucleotides. Its product is annotated as cysteine-rich receptor-like protein kinase 25. Bases 1 to 1023 code for a protein of 340 amino acids. Lineage: Eukaryota; Viridiplantae; Streptophyta; Magnoliopsida; Sapindales; Anacardiaceae. The transcript has a single exon. The record is from RefSeq and is a predicted model, not a curated record.